Molecule: messenger RNA, 2381 nt
Organism: Thalassophryne amazonica
Lineage: Eukaryota; Metazoa; Chordata; Actinopteri; Batrachoidiformes; Batrachoididae
Gene: fgf10a
Product: fibroblast growth factor 10a
Exons: 3
Coding region: 694-1452 (252 amino acids)
Biological process (GO): positive regulation of epithelial cell migration; limb development; positive regulation of ERK1 and ERK2 cascade
Cellular component (GO): cytoplasm
Molecular function (GO): chemoattractant activity; type 2 fibroblast growth factor receptor binding; growth factor activity
Source: RefSeq, a predicted model, not a curated record
ACUUUUUAUUUAUUCAUUUUGUAGUUUGGCAUCUUUUACUUCCAGCUUCUCCGCCUGAACAGCUACCCACCUCUCUGGGCUGUGCAGAAGACAAACUGUUUUGGCACGUGUGUCUGGAGUAAAUUUUAGAAGUGCAUGUGAAUGAGCAGAUAUUCUCCCCAAUGCCGGACUUGGACGAGACGGUUGAGGCCAUGUGUUAACUUUGGAAAGGCAUCGGCUGGGCAUCGGCGCAAAGAGAGGCCGUCUUUGGAGGAGUGGGAGGAGGUGGCGGUGAGAGGUCUUUGAGGUGAGCCCCCAGUUGUUCCUGUGGCACUGUGAUCUGAGUUAUGGAUGUUGACACAUUCCUGUGGCUCCGCUGAGGGAUAAACAGCACUGGGGGACUACAGCAGAGACGGCCGCAGCGGCGUAGGUUUGACCAACGCCGCCGCCAACUGACAACCGGCAGCCACACAAAUCCAGUCAUCAGUGCCGACUCUCUGUGAUCACUUAACAGCCUCAGUGACAGUUUAGAGCCAAGCACCAGAACAACUUUGAUGGGUAUUUACCACCUACAGUCCCAGUGAGGUUGUGGGUCCCCAGGCGGAGGAGGUUCAGUCCAGGGGGGGUUUCUCCCACUCUUGCUCUCUCUCUCUGCACCCAGCUCAGCAUGCCCCAGCCCCUGAGCAUCUCCACAGCUCCCUCAGCUCCACUACCAUGUGUAGAUGGACAGUGACACAAGGUGCACCGGUCGCCUGGUCCUCCUCCUGCCCCUGCUGCAGAUCUCCUUCACUCCGGCUCUCUUUCACCUUCCUGCUCCUGUUGCUCCUGCUCGUACCAGUGCCGUCCUCAGCCUCGCCUCUCUCCGCAUUAUUGCCAAUAGACUCUGAAAAGAAUGCAUCCAGUGGAGGGACCCCUCCGAACCUCUUUGUCCUGCGCCCAAAACCCUCCUCCUUACCCGCGUUGCUGCAUGCAUCCUCUGCAAGGUUGCCACGAGCGACCAACGUGUCGUCAUCUUCCGCAACAGUUGUCGGGCGCCACGUGCGGAGCAGCUACAACCAUCUACAAGGAGACGUGCGCAGAAGGAAACUGUUCUCCUACCAGAAAUUCUUCUUGCGUAUCGACAAAAAAGGGAAAGUUAACGGCACCAAAAGUGAGGACGAUCCAUACAGUAUUUUGGAGAUCAAGUCAGUGGACGUGGGGGUGGUGGCCAUCAGGGGCCUCAGCAGUAACUACUACCUGGCAAUCAGCAAGAAGGGAGAGCUGUACGGAGCGAGGGACUUUGGUCCAGAUUGUCGCCUGAUUGAGCGCAUCGAGGAGAACAAAUACAACACCUAUGCAUCAGCUGAGUGGCGCAACAAGAAAAAGCAUAUGUUUGUGGGACUCAAUGCCAAUGGCAAGCCAAUGAGAGGGAAGAAGACGCGUAGGAAAAACACAGCAACUCACUUUUUGCCCAUAGCAGUCCAGCCGAGAUGAUUGGACAAAUCAGCCACGGGACGGCUCUGGGUAUUGGACAUUUUUGGAGAUCUACUGUUGGCUAUGUUGGACAGAUCUGAUUCAAAUCUGAAUGAUGCACUGAGGAGGAACAGAAUGGAAAUUUAAAGACAUUAUAUCUCUUCUGGAUAAAGAUAUUUUUGUUUUAAAAGAAAGAAUAAGAUAUAUGGUAUACAAUGCAUAUUUUAUUUUGUUUAAAUUAUGAAAUACUUCAGCACAGCAGAAAAUAUUAAACUAAACAAAAUCUGUGCCAUAAUGUGACUUCUAACUCCGAUUUGGAGAUUUAUUCCAUGUGAAUUUCUUGACUUAGAAGUUAAAGAAGUUAAAAGAAUGGGAGGUGAAAAAAGGAGAAGGAGGUAUUGAUGGAAGAGUGAAGAGUAGGACGGAAGGAGGAAAACUGAGAUGGAAAGAGAUGAGUUAGAAGAAUUAAGUCAACUAAGCACCAACAGAAACAAAGACAAUUGUUUUCUUUAAAAUUAUUUAUUUUGUGUAAUAUUUAACAAAAGAGAAAGCAAAAUGAAAAGGACAAAUUCUUCUCUUUUUUACAUUUAUGCUUUUCUUUUUAAAUAGUAAUCAUUUAAACCUGAAUAAAUGUAAAAAAUACAUAUAUUUGUCUUUAACUUGUUUGAGUUCUUAGAUAUUUUAAACAUUUGAUUAUUGGUUGCUCUAUUGUUAAUACACAGAGGAAAGAUAGAAAUAAACAUGAAUAAAUUAAGCAUUCAAGGAAAUUAUUUAAUGAAUUUAUUCAAGUAAAUUAUUGACUGUACUGUAUUAUGUUUGUCAUUAUUACUAUUAUUAUUAUUAUUAUUAUUAUUAUUAUUACUAAGUAAAGUAUCUGGGAUACAGAUGUACAGCAUGCAGUGAAAUAACAUAUGAUGAAAAUAUAUUAAAAACAACAUACUGGACAUAAA